ACUCUAGGGUUGUGUUCGGAAGUUGGCACGGUUUGAAUCGUUACCGAAAUUUUUCUUGGUUUUCGUCAAUUAUUCCACGUAAAUGGCGGGAUAGAAACCUGAUUUGGCCACGAGCGCCUUCUUAAGUAUUAUAGAAUUAAUAAUUUAUGAAUCAUACCAUUUGAUGUGUGUUUUAGAUACUUCUGAAAUUUUAAACAAAAUAACUAAACCCUGAACCCUUUAUUGAAGUCCCCAUCCGUGUGAAAACAGGAACUCGUUUUUAUUCUGUUGAAGUAUGUGCUGUCAGUAUUGAAGUUUACAUAUCCUACAGUCUUCCAGGGUUGGCAGACAUUAGUUGGUGUUUUAAUUUUGAAGUUUCUGACAAUGAAGAAGCGAUUAGAUGUAACUGCUCUGGAUAAGACAGCAGUAAUAGAUCUUCUGCCACACAGUUUAUAUUUUCUUGGAGCUAUCGUUGCUGGUUCCAAAGCAUUAACAACUCUUCCAAUACCAGUGUUUGUGUCAGUCUGUAAUCUCCCACCAGCCUGCAUCUUCCUGCUGGACUAUUCUGCAAGUCCACUUAACCCGGGGUUAGUCCAAGUGACGGCAGGUGUCGUCAGUCUUGGAGCAGCAGUGUCCAUAAUUCUGCUUGAUAUCAGUAUGCCUUUUGCAGACUCUGGUUACUCAUGGAUGCUGGCCCACAUCCUCUUCCUGACCGCACAAAUGCUGCACUCACGUAUAACAAAUCCUCGAUACACUGAAGUAGACAAGAUUUAUUACAGCAACAUUUUCAGUGUGGUAAUUCUUGCACCAUCCAGUUUCUACCUGGAAGAAGCUUUCUCCGUACUCCAUUUCCAGCAUUGGCGUCAGAUACGUUUCUACUUGGGAUGUCUUCUCAGUGGCAUAUUGGGAAUUCUGUUACAAUUGUGUGCGGCAAAACUCCGUUCCAGUCACAGAUUGCAACAAACACAAGCCUUAGCAAAACUUUGUGCCUGUCUUGUAGCAAUACCAGUAUUUAGUACCGAACUGUCGGUUUCUGUUUGGGGAUUUGCAGCUACAAAUUUAAUUUCUAGUGUGUUGAUUCCUUCAAACUGUGAAUCGUCUGAGAAACGUGAUGAUUUCUUAAGUGUAUAAAAGUGUCUAAGUUUGUUUGUACUCGGAUUUGGAUGGAGAAGUCAUUGCCAUUUUCUCCGUAUUCAUCAUACUUUGAUACAUUUUAAAUAUGUGCAGUUUUAAUAUCGACUUGUUCCACAUGCUUUGAUUGGCGCUCUCAGAUGGCGCUAAGGGUGUGGAACUUAUUUGUGAAAGUUUCUCAUCAUUGAACUCUUCAGUGUGUGAUCCAUUUUUACAAUGGUAUUCUUUGUAAGUGACAUUUUAGGUCAUGUUAUCAAUGAACUCCACCCAUAUGCAGGUAUGCUCUGUUGGUAUUUUUUUGUUUUAAAUUUGUAUGUUGUAAAAGUAUCUAGCAUAAUUUUUCAGUUGCAUUAGAGCAAUUGCAAAAUAAUGUUUAUUUCAUAUUGAAAAUAAAAACAGUUUUGUAAGA
This is a messenger RNA of Cryptotermes secundus, 1519 nucleotides long. RefSeq names its product transmembrane protein 241. Lineage: Eukaryota; Metazoa; Arthropoda; Insecta; Blattodea; Kalotermitidae. The coding region runs from base 364 to 1110 and encodes 248 amino acids. The record is from RefSeq and is a predicted model, not a curated record. The transcript has 5 exons.